CCAGAGGUGCAGCAGCAGCCCAUACACCACCACAGUGGUUCUAUGUAUCUGCUGUCAGGGUGCAGACAGAGGUUGUAAACAUGGCGGCGGAUGGGAUGGUGCUCACCAACCACGACCACCAGACCCGUGUCGGCAUCCUGACGGUCAGUGACAGCUGCUUCAAGAACUUGGCUGAGGACAGAAGUGGAAUCAACCUAAAGGACCUGGUCCAUGACCCCUCACUGUUAGGAGGAGUUAUAUCAGCCUACAAGAUUGUUCCAGAUGAGAUUGAUGAAAUCAAGGAAACUCUGUUGGACUGGUGUGAUGAACAGGAGUUGAAUCUCAUCCUCACAACUGGAGGGACUGGCUUUGCGCCACGUGAUGUCACACCUGAGGCCACCAGAGAGGUGAUAGAGAGAGAGGCUCCAGGAAUGGCUCUGGCCAUGCUGAUGGGAUCCCUCAAUGUCACACCACUCGGCAUGCUGUCCAGGCCGGUGUGCGGCAUCCGAGGCAAAACUCUGAUCAUCAACCUGCCAGGGAGCAAGAAGGGCUCUCAGGAGUGUUUUCAGUUCAUCUUGCCUGCUCUGCCGCACGCCAUCGACCUGCUGCGCGAGGCCUCAGUCAGGGUUAAAUCCACACACGCUGCCCUGGAGCAGCUGCCCUCCCCUCCCCCUCUACUGGCCAACACGCACAGCCAUGUGCACAGCAACACGCACACCAUGGAGCGCGGCACACAGUGUGAGGAAGAGGAGGAGGAGGAGGAAGAGGACAGGAGGAGAGGUCGACACUCUCACAACCACCACCAUCACCAGCAUGGCUCCUCCCACAUCACCGCAGCCGCCAUCGCUGCCAAGACGAGUCAUGCUGUGGUCAUGGCUAAGGGGGGUCCCUACCUGCCCGGCACCACACAAGCCCCACCCACUCAUUUCACCUGCUCCUGUAACCAUGAUGACCAGAUCCCAGACUCGAUCAUCUCUCGAGGUGUUCAGGUGCUCCCUCGAGAUUCGGCCUCUUUAAGCUCCACCCCUUCUGAGUCGCCACGGGCAACACAGGCUACCUCCCGCCUUUCCACCGCCUCCUGCCCGACACCCAAGGUUCAGUCACGAUGUGGCAGUAAUGAGAACAUUCUGAGAGCCAGCCACAGUGCAGUGGACAUCAGCAAAGUGGCGCGACGCCAUCGCAUGUCUCCUUUCCCAUUGACAUCAAUGGACAAAGCCUUCAUCACAGUUUUGGAGAUGACUCCUAUUCUGGGAACUGAGGUCAUCAACUACAGAGAUGGUAUGGGUCGAGUUCUUGCUCAGGACAUCUACGCCAAAGACAACCUUCCUCCGUUCCCCGCCUCUGUUAAAGAUGGCUACGCUGUACGAGCUGCUGAUGGCCCAGGAGAUCGCUUCAUUAUGGGAGAAUCACAGGCUGGACAACAGCCCAGUCAUACAGUGAUGCCCGGUCAGGUAAUGAGGGUGACGACUGGGGCUCCGAUCCCCUGUGGAGCUGACGCUGUGGUCCAGGUAGAAGACACAGAGCUGCUGAGAGAGUCUGAAGAUGGCACAGAGGAGCUGGAGGUAAGGAUCAUGGUGCAGGCCCGUCCAGGACAAGACAUUAGGCCAAUAGGUCAUGACAUUAGGCGAGGAGAGUGUGUCUUGGCCAAGGGAACCCAUAUGGGCCCAUCAGAGAUUGGCCUGCUGGCAACAGUAGGAGUGACUGAGGUCAGCGUCCACAAGUUCCCUGUCGUGGCUGUCAUGUCUACUGGCAACGAGCUGUUGAAUCCAGAGGAUGAUCUCCACCCAGGGAAGAUCAGAGACUCCAACCGCUCCACCCUGCUGGCCACCAUCCAAGAACAUGGAUACCCCACCAUCAACCUGGGCAUCGUCGGUGACAACCCUGAUGACCUGCUGUCAGCUCUCCAUGAGGGAAUCAGUCGUGCCGAUGUCAUCAUCACCUCAGGGGGUGUGUCCAUGGGAGAGAAGGACUACCUGAAGCAGGUGUUGGAUAUUGAUCUUCAUGCUCAGAUCCACUUUGGACGAGUCUUCAUGAAGCCAGGUCUUCCUACUACCUUUGCCACAGUAGACAUUGACGGAGCACGGAAACUCAUCUUUGCUCUACCAGGAAACUUCAGCUUCAGAGAGACUGGGCCCUCUCUGCUGGAGGCCGUAGCCCUGAGCGAGACCGAGGCCAGACACCCAGUACCCCCUCCGCCGAGAGGAAGUAACCCAGUGUCAGCAGUGGUGACGUGUAACCUGUUUGUGAUUCCUGCUCUGAGAAAGAUGCAGGGCAUUCUGGAUCCCAGACCUACUAUUAUUAAAGCUAGGCUGUCCUGUGAUGUCAAGUUGGAUCCUAGACCAGAGUACCAUCGCUGUAUCCUCACCUGGCAUCACCAGGAACCCCUUCCCUGGGCACAAAGCACAGGUAACCAGGUAUCCAGCAGGUUGAUGUCUAUGCGUAGUGCCAACGGUCUGCUGAUGCUGCCUCCUAAAACAGAGCAGUAUGUGGAGCUGCAUAAAGGAGAGGUCGUGGAUGUCAUGGUCAUCGGACGGCUAUGAUGCAGACUAUGAUGUCACUCGCUACCGAUUACCAUGGCAGUGCCAGGACUUCCUGUCUGGACAGGAAACGGGCAGGGGACAGGAAGUGAUGCAUGUCUACCUGGUCGCCAUUAGCUGUGAAGUCAUAUGCAACAGCCAAUUGGAGCCAGCGGAGGCUGAAUCCUCAUUGGUCAGCUCUGAGGAGAUCACUGUAUUUCAACAGAGAAAAAUGUGAAGAAAAAAGAAAAAAAAAACUAUAUAAAAUAUGAGAUUUAUUCUGUAAUAUUAUUAUUAUUCUGAUGAUAAUUAAUAUUAUGAUUAUUAAUAUUCUUAAUUAAUAUUCAAUUUAUUAUUAUCAUUAUUAAGGUUCUGAUUGAAUAUUAUCAUCCCAGUAGUAAUCAUGCCCUCUUUUCUCCUCUUCCAUUUGCUUUGUGUGUUUAAUACUUUCCCUUGUAGAUCUAGACAGAGAAUCUCUUCCCCACCCCCCCACCCCCUCCCCCAUCCUCCUCCUAUUUCCUAUCAUCUCUUCUCCUCUCCUCUCCAAAUCACAGUUCUUCUCCCUGCAGCUUGACCGAUAAGAGAUUUGAAGGCCAAUACUGAUAUUUUUGGAUUGAAGCCGUGUGAUAAUUCAGUUUCUUUAAAGAUGGCCUUUUUUUAUGUCAGAAAAUCCAAGACAAUGACAACAUUUCAGCAUUUUUCCUUACAGUUUUAUUCCUGUUAUGGCUGAAAAGCCCCUGAAACAUCAUUAGACCAUUAUGGGACACUAAAACUCUCCACUACAAGCCAUAGUGAUGAAAUUGUUUUUGGUGGGUUAGCAGGGUCAGGGAAGAACCUAAAUCGAAUGAGAGGUGGACAACACUGACACUAUAACACUUUAUAUCAGUCUUACCCUACCUAAUGUUGCAUUCUGGUGCUCAUAAACUAGACAACUGCUAAUUUAUAACUUGAUGGUGUUCAGGUGCUUGUGCAAUUCAAAAAUGCCUGGAGAAGUUGGGUCCAGGCUGCAAAUCGAACUAUUUUGUUCUACUAUUUUGUCUUACUGCGUGUAGUUUGAUCAGAUUUUAGGAACCACAGAAGAUCACUGUCAUAUUUGGCUCACUGUUGAUGUUACACAUACAGCCACGUUAACAUGGUUAGUCGUGUCAUAAUGAUGAAAAAAGUCAGGUAUCAUUAAUCUUAGUUUAACUCUUGCAUUUAAAGCAUCAUGUACUGGAUAUAAUGACCUUGUAGUUAAAAUAUUGAACUUUGGUGAAGUAUUGGGUUGUGUAUAGUUACCUGGGCUUGAUAUGAGUCCAAGUGGUGGUGAAAUAUCCUCACUAGUUGCUCUGAGCUCCCCUGGAAUGCUAAUCCACAACACUGUAUUUCUAUUUCUUCAUUCACUUCUAUAGACCAGCAACACAAAAUAACACUUUUAGUACAUAAACAAGUGAGAACAAAGUGUAUUAUGUUAAUUAAAAAAGAACAGCAAUAAGUCUUGGUACUUCUUAUUCUUCUAUUUUUUUUUUUUAUUUUUUUUUUUUAUACAAUUAUUUAUGAAACGAUCAUAAAUCAGGUUGUUUCUUCCUGGCUCAAUGUGGAGGAUCCCUGCAGACGCUACCUGCCCAAUAUUGUUUCCAAAUCAAGUAAGAAAAUAACAAGAAAAGAGCCAUUUAAUUUCCUCAAAAAAUGGGUACCAGGACUUGUUGUUUUCUAUAUUGGUAUAAUCUGUGUUGUUUACAUUGGUUUAUGGACUUAAAGUGUUGUUUUAGAAGCUGCUCUGCUGCACUGUGGAAGUGAAUGGAGAGAGAGAAUUAGAGUAUUGUGGAUUAGCAGAUCAGAAAUCCAGGGGAGCACAUAGCAACUGAUGAGGUCAUUCCAUGUGCACUCAUAUCAAGUCCAGGAAACUACACCCAACCAGUUCAAGCACUUAAAAUUUUCUUUACUUUGUUAACCAAUUUAUGAGGACCAUUGAAGACCUACCCUCUUUUGAUGCAGCACACCAGAUAUAGAUCCCCUGUUUCUUCCUGUUUAUGUGAUCGGUGCCAAAUAAUCCUGUUUUGUCAGUGGUUUAAUGCUGUAUUCAGGUUGUACUGGAACAACUUGAUGGUACAGAGCAACAACUUGAAAGUUUUGACACACUUCAAUGCAUUUAAUCCUGUCAGGAAGCAAUGGUUGACUGUUUUUUUGUAGAUGUUGAUUGCUGCUAAUCAGCUUUUUCACACUUAACAGAUCCAUGUAGUGAAUGACACAUUUGGUUACAUGUUUUUACUGCAUACCAAACAUUGCAGCAUCAACCAUGAACCAAAAUUCCAGCAAAUAGUUUGGGAUUUCAGAAGAGCUGUGAGUAGGAAAUUGGGUAUUUAAUGAAAAUUGUUCAUUUUGUUGGUUGUUUUUGAAAUGAAUCCAUUGUUUCCUGCACUUGAUUCCUAAUAUCAUGUGUCAUAAUAUCAUAUGUCAUCAGAGUUCAGGAAGUGGAAAUUUUCGAGAAUAUUUGCCACCUGAACUUUUUGUUCAAGUCAGAAGCUUAUGUCUACCGUCUUUUGCAUAUGACAUCAAUGCAGCAGAAGCAAGGGGUUGUUAACUGUGAGUUUUUGCCUGAUAGGCUGACACAGUCUUAUAGCCCCCCACCCCCCAAGUCCCUCUGUCCUCACUGUCCUUCUCAUUUUUAUCCUUCCUCCCCACUUUUUUGCUUUUGUGCGCAUAAAGGGGUGGGGUGUGUGUGUGUGUGUGUGUGUGUGUGUGUGUGUGUGUGUGUGUGUGUGUGUGUGUGUGUGUGUGUGUGUGUGUGUGUGUGUGUGUGGGUGGGGGGGUGGGUGGGGUCUCUCUCUUUGGGCAGGUUCGAUUCAGAGGCCAGAGUGUAGCGCCAUGUGCAGGGCCUUCGAUCCUGGUAAAAGUUCACCUUAUGCGGCAGCCAAUCGUUAGUGAGUUUACACCAUGUAUGACUUUUCUGAGUGCAGCAGCAUUUUACCACUCUAGCUUGGAUGUGAGAAACUUCUCAGUUACCUUGAAUGCACCAUUUCUAUCAGUGACUCAUGCCGUGUUCACGCCAUAUCGGACAGCAUUGAACGAGACGACAUCUGAUGCUCGCAUCUUAAAUAAUUUAUGUCAAAGAAUUUCAAAUCAACGAACUGCAGCAGAUAUUGUUAAUUUUUGUAAGUAGAGUUGAUUAUUGGUGUGAAUAUAACUGAUCAUUUUGAGAUUUUUUUGUAUCUUGGACUGCUGACAUCAGUGAGUAUGCAGCUACAUAUGCUGCUGUGUUAACGCACUUCUACGAUUUUCGAUGCCAAGUAGGACGUAUGGGAGCUUACAAAAAUAUUCCCCACAUAUCCUAUUUGUAAUUACCACCAGGAUGCAGACUUUUUUCCCCAGUCGGCAGCUUGUAUUUACCGUAAAUCCAAUAUGGUGUGAAGGCAGCAUCGGAGCAUGUCCUGGCGCCUGCCCAAGGAGGAUCAGUCAAACCCAGAUAGAUUCAUUUGAGUAGGAAGAAGGAGGUUAUUGAUAAACUGCCUUUGUACUGACUGAUUCUAAAUACUGGACUGAACUCAGUGUCAUACUGCACAGACUAUAAAACUAUGACCAGCACUUGUAAUGAAGCAAUGACACAGCAUUCUACUACUACUGUAUAAAUAUAAUGAAGAGGAUGUUUUUUCUGUAAUGAUAUUAUUGAAACUGAAGAUGAAUUAAUAAAAAUAAUCCUGAUUAUUCUGUA
This is a messenger RNA of Myripristis murdjan (pinecone soldierfish), 6186 nucleotides long. RefSeq names its product gephyrin a (gene gphna). Gene Ontology annotation, cellular component: cytoplasm; cytosol; dendrite. Gene Ontology annotation, molecular function: molybdopterin molybdotransferase activity. Bases 81 to 2519 code for a protein of 812 amino acids. NCBI's taxonomy places the organism in Eukaryota, Metazoa, Chordata, Actinopteri, Holocentriformes, Holocentridae. Gene Ontology annotation, biological process: postsynaptic neurotransmitter receptor diffusion trapping; glycine receptor clustering; gamma-aminobutyric acid receptor clustering. The record is from RefSeq and is a predicted model, not a curated record. The transcript has 25 exons.